Messenger RNA from Striga hermonthica, 435 nucleotides. The record is from the annotation of a GenBank genome assembly. NCBI's taxonomy places the organism in Eukaryota, Viridiplantae, Streptophyta, Magnoliopsida, Lamiales, Orobanchaceae.
AUGAAUCUCGGCCGUCGCCUCCGUGAAGCUCGGUCCGCCGUCUCCAUCAAACCCCUUGUUCGGCUCGUCAAGCACCAAAUGGCGGGCUCAAAAUCUAAAUCCCCAUCCAGCAAACCAUCUUCCUCUACCUCGAAGCCAACAAAUAAGGUCAUGUUCAUUUGCAAUCAUUGCCCGUUCGUGAAGCAUUUGAAGAAAGAUAUUGUAAAGCUUUCAAACUUCUACAUGAAGAAAGGGCUAGCAGUGAUUGCAAAUUCCUCAAACUCUGUAUCUACUUAUCCACAGGAUGGACCAAAAUUCAUGGCUGAGGAUACUAAGUUAUUUAACUACCCUUUCCUGUAUCUCUAUGAUGAGUCCCAAGAUGUGGCGAGAAACUUUGGAGUUGUGUGCACGCCUGAGUUUUGCAUCAUUCCUCCACUUCUCUGCCCAACCAAUUAA